CAAUGCUCUUUUCUAUAGUACAAAAUAUUAGCAUCUCUUCUAGUUAUCUUCUAACUAGAGACCAAAAUUAAUUAAAAAUGUUUUCAGAAACUCUUCGUUUGGCUGUUGCUGUUCUUGGCAAUGCUGCAUCGGUUUCACUUUAUGCUGCGCCAAUGGUUACAUUCAAAAGGGUGAUAAGGAAGAAAAGCACAGAGGAAUUUUCAUGCAUUCCUUACAUGAUUGGAUUGUUGAACUGUCUCCUUUUCACAUGGUAUGGGUUACCUAUUGUGAGCUACAAAUGGGAAAAUUUUCCUGUUGUAACGGUUAAUGGAGUUGGAAUUGUUCUUGAGUUUUGCUACGUGGUCAUUUAUUUCUGGUAUUCUUCACCCAAAACAAAGGUGAAGGUAGCUAUGAUUACCACAUUUGUUCUAGCUGUGUUCGGCGUAACUGCAGCAGUUUCGGCUUUUGUCUUACACGAUAGUCCUCAUCGAAAGCUACUCGUUGGUAGUGUGGGAUUAUGUGUUUCUGUUGCAUUGUACGGUUCUCCUCUCGUUGCAAUGAAGAAAGUUAUAAAGACAAAGAGUGUGGAGUUUAUGCCAUUGGCGUUAUCUCUGUGUGCUUUUUCUGCUAGUGUAUUAUGGUUAGCUUAUGGAAUUCUCGUUCGAGAUGUAUUCGUCGCGGGUCCGAGUGUGGUUGGAACUCCAUUGAGUAUUUUGCAGCUUGUGAUAUACUUCAAGUACAGGAAAGAGAGAGUUGUGGGUGAAGCUAAAAUUGGGGAUUUGGAAAAGGGUGGGUUAGAGUUAGAGAAUGUGGUGGAGUUAGAUUUGGAAAUGGGGAAAGUGGAAAAGAUUGUCACAAAAUGUGAACAAUGUUGAGAGGGAAAAGGUUCGAGAUUUAAGAGAGUUAUUUAUGUUCAUAUUCCUUCUUUAGUGCGUUUUUUCUUUCUUUAACUGUAAGAGAAUGGGUGUAGUAAUCAAAUCAAAUUCUUUGUUCUCUUAAAUGCUUCCUUUUCAUGUGAAUGGAGUUUAUAUAUGUUACUUUCGGCCAAUAUUUUACUUAAAUUUAUC
Vicia villosa (hairy vetch) is the source of this 1046-nucleotide messenger RNA. Its product is annotated as bidirectional sugar transporter SWEET3-like. The transcript has 5 exons. Lineage: Eukaryota; Viridiplantae; Streptophyta; Magnoliopsida; Fabales; Fabaceae. Gene Ontology annotation, molecular function: sugar transmembrane transporter activity. Gene Ontology annotation, cellular component: membrane. The record is from RefSeq and is a predicted model, not a curated record. Gene Ontology annotation, biological process: carbohydrate transport. Bases 78 to 854 code for a protein of 258 amino acids.